UGAAAACAAUACUUCUUUCGCGUUGGAAGUGAAGUGUACAGCAGAUUCGUAAGCCAAAUCUAUUCAAUCUUAACUUCUCAUUCUAACCUAGCGUUGGUGCCGCCGUAAAACUUAUCGAGUCAUGUCUCUGUUUGGUGAAUAUCCGUGCACAAAUCAAUCAGUUGCUCCAAUCUACAUCUCGUUUACUACGGCCACGAUAUGUGUUCCGCUGUGUCUAUUUACCAUCGCUGGAAAUUUACUCGUCGUGUUAGCAAUCUUCAUCGAUCCAAACAAAGAUCUAAAGUCACCUUUUAACCAUUUUGUGGCCAACCUUGCCAUUAGCGAUCUAUUGGUGGGAUUCGUCGUUGACCCGACUGCGGUGGUGUACCAUGUAAAGGAAGGAGUUGAGAGGAAACUGCCACCUUUACCCUACAUUCACAUGCCGUACUUCAUUUCAUGUACAGCUUCUGUUCUCAGUUUGGCAGCUUUAACAUUGGAUCGAUAUUUGGCGAUAACUUCUCCGCUAACCUACAGAACAAAAUUGAAUCCUAAGCGAGCAGGUUUUGUGGCGGCUGGCAUCUGGUUAUUCUCACUAAGUUUCCCAUUCAUAUACCUUGUUACAGGCUACCUUACAUAUUCAUUUGUCUUUCUCCACACAGUCGUAAUUGGCACUCUCUUAGUCAUCCUUCUAACAUAUCUGAAGAUAUUUCGAGUGUUCAAAGAUCAAGUGAGACAGUGGGAUUCUUUGGAUCAAACGAACGUGGACAAUCAGGCGAGGAGACAGGCGGCAAGAAGGGAACAGAAAGUGACGAAGACCUUUAUUAUUAUGCUGACCCUCUUCUUAGCAUGCUAUCUGCCUUCCUGUAUCUGCAUUUACAUUAUUAAUUUAUGCACAGUCUGCAGUUGCACACUUAUUCACUGGGCAAGAGAUAUUCCUUUCCUUCUGAUCUUAGCCAAUUCAGGAGUGAACCCGUUUCUGUAUGCCUGGCGGUUUGAAAAUUUCAGGAAAGCGUUCAUGAAGCUUUUGAGGAACAGAAAGUGUUGUCGACAACGAAGCCAAAGAACCUUAAGAUUUGACAACGUCGCCAUGGAGACGAUGGACAACUGAGUUAAAGCAGUGACUAGUAAAAGGCUACAAAUGGAGAACAAAAAGUAACCAAGGCUGCUAUCGCAGUAUAGGCUUUGUUCUUACUGUAUCUCCGGUUGUAAGUUUAUACCGGCAGUCAGUCAGAGAUUUUCAUUUUACUUUGAUCCUCGCCAUUUCAGGAGUGAAUGCGUUUGUUCGUGCUCAGGCUCCGAAAAGCGUUUUUAAAAUCUUCUGACGUGGAGAGAGUGUUUAGAAUUAGAAUUUGACAUCUUCAGAGGGAAUACCUCACGUUAUUAAAAGGAGCAAACUGUAAACAUGUUAAAUACGGCGAACUUUAAAAAUCUUUUAAGAUACUAUUUCUUUAUUGAGAUUCUCUUAUCCUUGGUUUGGGAAAUCCCAAAACAUCGAACUCAUGAAGAGCUCAAGUGAAAAGUGCCGAGCGAAUUCAAUUUGUAUACAUAUAUCUUAAAAAUACACAGUAAUUUCUA
Pocillopora verrucosa is the source of this 1554-nucleotide messenger RNA. Its product is annotated as histamine H2 receptor-like. Gene Ontology annotation, biological process: G protein-coupled receptor signaling pathway. Gene Ontology annotation, molecular function: G protein-coupled receptor activity. NCBI's taxonomy places the organism in Eukaryota, Metazoa, Cnidaria, Anthozoa, Scleractinia, Pocilloporidae. The record is from RefSeq and is a predicted model, not a curated record. Gene Ontology annotation, cellular component: plasma membrane.